Messenger RNA from Paramecium pentaurelia, 1518 nucleotides. The record is from the annotation of a GenBank genome assembly. NCBI's taxonomy places the organism in Eukaryota, Ciliophora, Oligohymenophorea, Peniculida, Parameciidae.
AUGGAAGUAUUAUAUAAAAAAUUAAUGAAAAAAGAUCCUUAUUAAAAAACACUAUCCGAGCUUAGAUAAUGAAAAAGUUACUUUAUAUGAAAUAGAAAUAAAUGAUGGAGAUAAAGUUUGGAGAAUUGAGAAAAGGUAUCAUCAUAUAAUUGAGUAUUAGAUUUAAUUAGUUUAAGCAAUUAAAUUAAAGAUUAAGUGAAUAUUUUGGUAACACAAUUCCAUUACUACCUAAAUAGACUUAUACAACUUUUAUUGUUAAAAAAACUGAAUAAGAAAUUAUUGAAAGAAGAAAAGGAUUAGAGUAAUACCUUAAGUAAAUUAUAUAAAAUGAACAAAUUCUAAACUCAAUUAUUUUUAAAGAAUUCAUCUAAUCUCCUUCAUUUACUAUUUCCAAACUAUAAUUAGAUAGUGUAAGAACAUUUGAUUUGGGUCUUAGAGAUUUUUAUUUUUAUGAAGAUGCACUAUUUGUAUUACUUGGUGAAAUGAGUCCAUUAAAUAGAGCAACUACAAAUUUUCAUAAUAUGAAAUUUCCUUGGCAAGAAGAUAUUGAUAUAUCUAAUCUUAAACCAUUAGGAUAUUUAGAUUGUUUAAUUGGACCAUAGAUGAUAUGGAGAAAGAAAUAUAAUUCAUAACCAAUUAGUAUGAGUGUAAUAAAAGACAAUAUUUUAGUUGGGUAAAUUAAUCAUAUAAAUAUAUCAUUAGUUUAGAUAAUGGAAUUAUCAACCAUCUUUAAUUUAAAUCAAAAAAACAUUUAUUAGAAUCUAAUGAUUAUCAAUAACAUACUGCUAGGAUUAUGGGUUUACAUAUUUAUGGAGAUAAUAUAUAUUCAGUAAGUAAAGAUUAAAGAUAUCGUGUAAUGAAUAUCAAAAAGGGUGAUACUUUUAUAGGUAUUAUAAAUAUCAUCAUAUAUAAAAGAUCUUUAUCAUAAGCAUGAAUUAACUUGUUUAAAAUAUGAUGAAGCCAGAGAUUAUGCAUUUAUAGGAGAUAGAGGAGGAAUUAUUUAUGCUUAUCAUUAGGCUACAUUAAAAAUCAAUCUUGAUACUAAUUUAUAAUUUAUUAGAGAUUUGAUUAUUCAAAAAUCCUAAGACAUUAUCAUAGCUAUUGGAUUUUAAACAGGCUAAGCUAUUAUACUAAAUAUUUUUAAUAAAGUAUUUAUAAAAAUUAAUUAAGGAAAUUUAGGUACAAGAAGCUACAUAAUUCAAAAAUAAAAUUAAAAGCAGAUGUAUAGCUUGGUCCCUUUUUAGAGGAGAAGUUUACAUAGGAAAUUAAGAAGGAUUUGUUACUGUAUGGGAUAUUGAAAAGAAAAUUCCUAUCUAUGAAAUAUAACUUCAUAAUGGUCCUAUAACUAAAAUAUAUUGGAAUGACGAAGAAGAAAUGUUAUACACAGCCAGUAAAGAUAAAACUUUAAAAGUUAUAAUUUUUAUAUUUUUUUAGAUUACCUUUUUUAAUAAAAAUAAGCGAGAUACUUAAAAUUAUUAAAAUAGAUAAUCUGGUAUUCUCUAGAACGUCAAUUUAUGA